AUGGUUUGGGUGAAAUAUGUGACCUUGGUGAGAUGCGUAUUAGCCGGUGAUGGCAACAGCUUGUCGUUUGUGCAGUUGUCUCGGCGUAUCGUUGUUCUUUUAAAGCUGAGCACAUCAGCAGCAAAACUGUGCUAA
This is a messenger RNA of Chondrus crispus (carragheen), 135 nucleotides long. RefSeq lists its product as hypothetical. Bases 1 to 135 code for a protein of 44 amino acids. NCBI's taxonomy places the organism in Eukaryota, Rhodophyta, Florideophyceae, Gigartinales, Gigartinaceae. The record is from RefSeq and is a predicted model, not a curated record. The transcript has a single exon.